CGGUGGCCGGGACUUCUGAUUCUACUCCUUAUUAUGGUUGUAGUUAUUCGGGGAGCCCUGGACGGAUCCGGAAGAUGUGGAUCCUACGAGUGCCGUCUCAGCAACCCAAUCUGUCGAUGUGAGUCCUUCUGCCAGGAGUUCAGUCAGCGGUGCUGGAAAUCCCCAACGGGCUGCCAUUGUGCAAGGGGUUACGCCCGUGACGAACGUGGAAACUGUGUGCCCCUUAUAAUGUGUCCCUAA
Messenger RNA from Drosophila subpulchrella, 240 nucleotides. RefSeq lists its product as uncharacterized. Bases 34 to 240 code for a protein of 68 amino acids. The transcript has a single exon. The record is from RefSeq and is a predicted model, not a curated record. Lineage: Eukaryota; Metazoa; Arthropoda; Insecta; Diptera; Drosophilidae.